UUCCCGUACUGUGGAGCUCCUCAGCAAGUAUUCACGCAAAUUUCUGUAAUCACUCAGCAUGGUUAGUAAACUAUUUAUUUCGAUUGCUUGCCUGAUGUCCAUGACCGGGUGCUUUGGACAGUUUUCAGGUUCGUUGACUCCGGACUAUAAAGGCGGUAACAAUUUAAACCUCAACGCGCAACAUGGCGUCGGCAACGCUCACGAAAACGUGGUCGGAUCCCUUGGAUUGAGUGCCAAUACGGCCGGUGGUCCUCCAACCGGUAACCUAGGACUCGAUUAUAACAGAGGUUUGAACAGUGCCGGAGUAUUUGGAUCACACACUCCGGGUCAACAAAAUACUGUCGGUGGACGCGGAAGUCUCAACCUGUUCAACAGUAAAACUGAUCGUCUGGAUCUCACCGGAUUUGCGAGUAAAACUCACACCCCAACCAACGACAUUACGAAAUUUGGUGCCGGUCUCAAAACGAACGAUCAUGGGGUUUCUUUCAGUAAAAGUAACAUGCCAGGAGUUGGUUCGCAGACUCGUUUCGAUGGACAGGCAAACCUAUUCAAAACCGAUUCCAACCGACUGGACGCCAAUGCGUUUAAAACUUUCAACAACCCCAAACAAGGACCGUCCUUCGGCAGUCAUGGAGCUGGUCUCGAUUGGAGCAACGUCAGAGGGCACGGAGCCUCGGUUGGAUUCGACCGGACACCGGCUCUGAAGGAGACGAAUGUUUUCGCCACUGGAAGAGCGAAUCUUUGGCAGAAUAAGGGAAGCUCUCUGGAUGCGUUUGGGACGGCGAACCGUGCACUGUCCGGACCGAACCGCGGUAGAACUGAUUUCGGUGGCGGGCUCGGUUUGAGUCAUCGGUUCUAGAAAAUGUUCUGUUUGAAAGCUUACUUGAAGGUUCAGUUCCUAAUAUAUUUUUUAAAAUCAUCCAAUAAAAACAAAUUAAAUUUGAAUAAAUCACUGUUGAACACAAA
Malaya genurostris is the source of this 966-nucleotide messenger RNA. Its product is annotated as attacin-A-like. The record is from RefSeq and is a predicted model, not a curated record. The transcript is spliced from 3 exons. Gene Ontology annotation, biological process: defense response to bacterium. Lineage: Eukaryota; Metazoa; Arthropoda; Insecta; Diptera; Culicidae. Bases 59 to 859 code for a protein of 266 amino acids. Gene Ontology annotation, cellular component: extracellular region.